This is a messenger RNA of Dermacentor andersoni, 1435 nucleotides long. RefSeq names its product transcription factor A, mitochondrial-like. The record is from RefSeq and is a predicted model, not a curated record. Gene Ontology annotation, biological process: regulation of transcription by RNA polymerase II. NCBI's taxonomy places the organism in Eukaryota, Metazoa, Arthropoda, Arachnida, Ixodida, Ixodidae.
AGCGUGAGCCACAGCCAUCUGUAGUGGUCGUGGUGUUACAUGGUGUUACGAUGUCCACUGUGCCCACUGGUGUAACGUAACCAACGUAACUACAAAAACGUAAUCGUUAUAACGUGGUUUAAACAUCAUAAUUUUGAACUAAGUAUAGUAACUACAGAUGUUCAGAACGUGGUUAUCUUUUCGUUACCUUUCGACAAAGGCUAGUUAUCUUAGUUUCCGCAGCCGUCCAAAGCGUCUGUCAGGUUAUAACUUGUUUUUGAAGACGAUCUGGCCUUCGUUGAGACAACUAAACCCAGUUUUAAACUGUUUGCAAUAUGCAGGAAAUGAUUUCAAGCAAGUGGCCUCUAUUGCUGCCAAAAAGUGGAGAGCAGUGGAUGAGCAUACAAAACAGCUGUAUGCCAACAAAGCAAAGGAUAUUUCGGUGCAGCGUGAGAAGCAGUACAGUGAAUAUUUGUCCAGUUUGAAAAUUGAAGAGAUUAUGGCUGCUGGUCGAAAGACCAAGGAUCUGCACCUGAGGAGCAAGAGCAAUCAUUUGGAAGCAAAGGUACGACAACUAAAGAAGCCAGGGCAACCUCGGUCAGCGUAUAUUUUGUUCUGCAUUGAAGCCAGACAUCCUAACCUAAAAUUGACUGAGAGUUCAAAACUUCUGGCUGAAAAAUGGAAAAACCUGUCAGACUCUGAAAAGCAGGUCUACCAGCAGAGAGCAGAAGAGGACAAGAGGCGCUACCAUGACGACAUGAUUGACUGGGAAAUGUGCAUGCAGCAGACUGGAAAUUCACAAAUUCUUCAAGAAUAUUUUCAAGAAACGAAUAGUGCUGAUAAUGUAAAAAAGCACCUGGCUAAGAGGCUAACACAGUGUGAAGAAAGCUUAGGAGGAUGAGAAGUGCUGCCAGGAACACCUGCUGAAAAUGUUACAAAAACUGGUAAUGCAAAAAAUAGUUGUUGCUUCAUUGGCAUGUGGUGAUAUUCUUUUUAAAUCUUGAAACUGGACCUUUCUGUUAUGUCACCAUCAUGUUGACCAUACCACCACUUCAUUCUCAGCUUCAGCCCAACAAUAAACAAAUAAGAGCAAAACUUUGCCCACCACUGUCAUUGGGGAUCAAACUCAUCUCCAUGCAAUAAUGUACAUUUGGGAGCUGGACUUGCUAACCAGUGAACUAUCAAGUUUUAUGCUUUGCAAUAUGUGCAAGGUUUUGUGCAUCAUGCAGGCUUCAAGUGGUGGUAUGUGCAUGUAUUGCUGGGGCCACAGCAGGCUAAUUGUUGCAAAGACUGCAUUGCGAAGGAGUUUUUUUUUUUUUUUUUUUUUUUAGAAGAUGGCUGUGCCCACUAUUGGAGCUUGCUGUUGUCACAGUAAAUGAGCAUAUUAUUCUGGACAUAUCUUUUGUAAAUGUUGAUCCUGUGUAUCAGCUCAAUGAAUAAACUUUUUUUAUGGGAA